AUGUGCCCAGAUGAAGCUGCAGUGGGUUAGUUCAGUCACCCCACCCCAGCCAAGCCACAAUAACUGAUCAUGCACAGGCUGUCCUCCCACUCCAAAGCUCACCAUUUCUGCUUUAACCAGAAAUACCACAUUCCAAGGCUCUAAUCCUUUAGCUCACAGCAGCACAGGCAGCUGUGGGCUAAAAGCCACAUUAAACUCACUGGAGGAGAAGCAUUUGCUGAAAUGCUUUGCUGAACAAGGAUGAGCAACUGUGCUUGGGCUUUAGCUACACUUAAAACUCCUGUACAUCUUGGCUCUGGUUUUCUUUGCCACAUGGCAGCUGGUUACGUCCAAGAAUUCCUGGGAGGGAAAGUGACUGUAGAAACUCAGCUGUGCAACAUAUGCUCCAUCUAGUGUUUAUUCGUAGUAUUUAAUUUUCUUAAAAGGUUUGGUUUGCUGUCAACACAUAUUUCCAUCUUUUCUAUAGUUCAUAUGUCUAUAUAUGAUCAUUGUUGAAAAUAACCUUCUGCUUUUUCAGGUACACCAUUUUGAUCUAGCCUCCACUUACACCUUCAGUGAUGAUUAUAUACCUAUUUCCAUUUAGAGAUUAAAUAGAGCAAAAUGAAGGAAAAAUGUUUUAAAAGAGCAGCAAGGGUUUCCCCAGGUGCGCUGUUCACACCAAGUGAAUGGCAAACGUCAAGCAGGAGUAAAACAUAAAACCUGAAGGACACACAGGGGAACAUUUCUCCCCAUAAACGAUACUUCCCAGACAUGAGGGUACUGUGCUGAGCCCCUUUGCCAUAGACUGAAGUACUUUUUUGUCCUCUAUGUCGAGCCAGGCUGCUGGGGAAGGGAAGGAAAAUAAGCAGGUGACUGCCUCUUCACACCAGAGCACAGCAGCUGCUGGGAGCAAGUCCUGACAAGCAGUUUGGCAAAGCUCUGGAGCAAAAAUGACCUGGAAAUGCAUCCAGGUUGACUGCAAGGCAUCUUUGCAUGAUAGAAAAAAGGGACAGUGGCAACAGCCAUCAGGCUUGGCAACUGCCAUGUGUAUUUGGAAAGGGCAGGACUUGCAUGCCAAAUUUGCUUGUGGGGCAAAAUACUCCAACACACAGAGUCUCUUUUUACCACAUGCUGUUCCCUUAUUUGCAUUACUUGAGGGAGUUCCUGGUUCCUAAUUUGCUGUUCAGCUGAUGGUAAUGCCCUUAACUGCAAAAAGAAAAGCCAACAGCAGGCGGGACAAGAAGUCCCAAGCUCACAUUUUGAUAAAGAAGUAAAAGAAAAAAAGCCCAAACCCAUUCUGUUGUGUUAGCAGGACUGGUGAGGUGUUGGGAUGGGCUGCCUUGCAAUGGGCCAGGAUCUGCAAUGGCACAGACCUUCAGAAAAAAGUUGAACAUUCCCAUAGGAAGGCUUGGGCUGGCUGAUCCUACCUGGAGUGGUGGCAGCCUAAGCAGGCACACUUUUUUUGGGAGGAGGCCAAGAGGAUCUCAGCCCAGCUAAAAGGAGAGCUAGCAAGGAGCUAUGAUAGAAACAGACAGCCCUUGGACACUGCAACCACAGGGUACAAUCCCAGGCACAGAUUUAAGCUCAGAAACAGAGCUUUCAUUGCUGUGGAAAGCAGAAGGGGAACUGACAAUACGGCUUCCUUUGGCAGAAUGCCUUUAGGAGAUCCCCACAUCCCCUGCCUGCUCUUCCCAUGUGCCAGAGCUUGCAGCAGAGCUCCCCAAAGCUGUGCUGUGGCACUGGCACAGGUGAGAACGCAGCAAACUGGGAGCAGGCCCCUGUGUGGAGCAACCACACAGGCUCCUCUGGGGUGGCAUAAAACUAAAUACAUAGAAGGGGAUUUGCUGUAAUAGCACUGCUUGAGUAGACCCUCCAAUAAAUCACCUGCUGCAGGAUAUCUUCUAGGGCAGCACACAAACCAGGGCCACUUUGCAGAGAUUUAGGUCCAGUUUGCUGCAGAAAAUGAGAACAGCUUGCCCUAAUGAGGAAUGCACAACAUGAAAAAAACAUCUUCCAACUGUGUGUUUUGUGGUGCUUUUCACAGGUGAUGGUCAUGCUGCUCUUCCCCAUGCAGCUGCUGGCAGUGGCUGUCACUGUUUACCUAGAGCUGGUGAGGUCUGCUCAAGGUGGUGCCUACUAUGGGCUCAAGCAGCUGCCACCUCAGGUGCCCCAGUACCAACCCCUCGGACAACAAGUACCUCACAUGCCGCUGGGCAAAGAAGGCAUCCCGAUGCAGCACCUGGGCAAGGAGGUGCCCCGCAUGCCCUACGGGAAGGAGUACCCCCAUCUGCCCCAGUACAGGAAGGAGGUCCCGCAGAUGCCCAUGCUCGGCAAGGAUAUGGCUCCCAAGAAAGAAAAAGAAAUUCCCAUGCGCAGUCUGAGGGGUGAGCAAGGUCCCCCAGGUGAGCCUGGACCAAGAGGGCCACCAGGGCCACCAGGAUUACCAGGUCAUGGUGUACCAGGAGCCAAAGGAAAACCAGGCCCGCAAGGAUACCCAGGAAUUGGAAAGCCGGGUUUGCCAGGGAUGCCAGGAAAACCAGGGGUCAUGGGGCCCCCAGGGCCAAGAGGGGAGAUGGGGCCAAAGGGGGAGAUUGGGCCCAUGGGGAUACCUGGACCGCAAGGACCACCAGGGCCUCAUGGGCUUCCUGGGAUAGGGAAAGCGGGUGCUCCGGGACUGCAGGGGCAACCAGGGCCAAAGGGUGAGCCUGGGAUGAAGGGACCACCAGGAAUCCCUGGGAUCCCAGGGCCAAAAGGGGAGAAGGGGGUCGGGAUCCCAGGUUUGCCAGGUCUGAAGGGUCCACCUGGGCUGCCUGGUCCCCCUGGCCCCGUGGGACUGCCAGGGGUGGGCAAACCCGGCCUGGUUGGCUUCCCUGGCCCACAGGGACCCCUGGGCAAACCCGGACCCCCAGGAGAGUUGGGUCUGCAGGGGCCUCCAGGGGCCCCUGGGAUCCAAGGCCCUCCCGGCCCGCCUGGUAUUGGCAAACCAGGCCAGGACGGCAUGCCCGGCCAGCCCGGCUUCCCGGGCGGCAAAGGGGAGCAGGGAUUGCCAGGCCUGCCCGGGCCCCCCGGCCUCCCUGGGGUUGGGAAGCCGGGCUUCCCCGGGCCCAAAGGGGAGCGAGGUGUGGGUGGUCUGCCUGGGCCCCUGGGGCCGAAGGGGGAGAAGGGGCACGCGGGGCCACCUGGCAUGGGAGGGCCACCAGGGGAGCCCGGCCAGCCAGGACUGCCGGGCAUCAUGGGCCCCCCGGGGGCCGCUGGUUUCCCGGGACCUAAAGGGGAGGAGGGUGCCGUAGGGUCACCAGGACCAGUCGGCCCCAAGGGGGAACCCGGCCUGCAGGGUUUUCCAGGAAAGCCAGGCUUUCCUGGGGAAGUGGGUGGCCCUGGGCUGCGAGGGCUGCCGGGUCCCACGGGACCCAAGGGGGAAGCCGGACACAAAGGCUUGCCGGGGCUGCCGGGAGUCCCGGGUCUUGUGGGGCCUAAGGGUGAGCCCGGGCUCCCCGGUGCCCAGGGGCUUCAAGGCCCCUCGGGCAUCCCGGGCAUCGCGGGACCCAGUGGUCCCAUCGGCCCCCCCGGGCUGCCAGGGGCGAAGGGGGAGCCAGGCAUGCCCGGCCCCCCCGGCUUCCCUGGGGUAGGCAAACCUGGUGCUGCGGGGCUGCAGGGACCCCCGGGAAAGCCUGGCGCGCUCGGUCCUCCUGGCCAGCCUGGGCUCCAGGGGCCACCCGGCCCCCCCGGGCCGCCAGGUCCCCCGGUCAUCAUCCCACCCACUCCACCAGCCGUGGGACAGUACCUACCUGAGGUGGGGCCAGGGAUAGAAGGCUUGAAGCCCCCCUACGGCUACAAGGGCAAGAAAGGCAAGGCUGGCGGCAUUGUCUACGAGAUGCCCGCAUUCACGGCAGAGCUCCUCACGCCGUUCCCCCGCGUCGGGGUACCCGUGAAGUUCGACAAGCUCCUGUACAACGGCCGGCAGAACUACAACCCCCAGACGGGGAUCUUCACCUGCGAGAUCCCCGGCGUCUACUACUUCGCCUACCACCUGCACUGUAAAGGCGCCAACGUGUGGGUGGCGCUGUACAAGAACAACGAGCCGCUCAUGUACACCUACGACGAGUACAAGAAGGGCUUCCUGGACCAGGCUUCGGGUAGCGCCGUGGUGCAGCUGAUGCACGGAGACAAGGUUUACGUUCAGAUGCCAUCCGAGCAGGCGGCAGGACUCUAUGCCGGGCAGUACGUUCAUUCGUCUUUUUCAGGGUAUUUAUUGUAUCCCAUGUAAAACAAAACAGACACACACACACACACACACAACACACACACAAAAUAAAAACCUUUCUCCUGUGCUUCUAAUUUUUACACAACAAAAGACGCAUUUUAUGACCAUUUUGGACCAUCUUGUACAAAAACAAAAAUAACAAAUACAAAGUUUAACAUUAUGCACAGCUAGUUAUAAAAAAAAGGUGUGGUGAACAUAUCUAAAGAUGUGUAUCAGGUUCAUAAACAGUUGUUUUGCACCCAAGGGGGACAUAUUAGCUGUACACAUUAUAUAUUUCCGCAAUGCCAUGCUUACUUAAUUUCAUUCACAGUAAUUCAGUACUCAAAUUCAAAUCAGUGUAUGUCACUCACUCCUGUUGCAUUGAUCAUAGUUAUGAGAUGAAAAACAGUGACUUAAAGCAGAGUAGGUCAGUCUCUAAUUAUAUUUUUAAAAAAUCGAGUGGCUUAUUUUCUGGGUGGGAGUUUUCUUGGAUUUUUUAUAGCAGGUCUACCUGACAAGUAAAGGUUUCCUUAGCUGGAGACUCGUAUUUCCCUUCCCCUGUAAUAAAAUAAUCCUGCACGUGUGGGUUUUUUUCCUGAACAAUUUAUUUAUGAUGAAAGAGGAAUCCUGAUGGCAUGACCAUUCCCCCUGAGCCUUCUCCAGCAGGACCUAAAAUGUCACUAGUGACUCCGGCAGGCACUGGUUUCACCUCCAAAUGCCACAGCACUUGAAAAGUCUCCGUUCUCUAUUCACACAGCCAAGUAGAUGAGGUCAAUCUCCCCCAUUUACUUGAGCCACGUCAUUGAGACAUUUUGGCCAACACACGGUAAUACUUCAGGGUGGCAUAAAUUUGCUUGGAUUUCUGUGCUUGUACCAAGAACUCACUUGGCUUGUCAGAAGAGACACGUAUUCUGCCACUCAGCAAAAGCUGACUCAGUUUGCUCUUCAAUGACUAGGCAAAGCAGAAGCAGCUCUGUUUGCUUGACUGAUUUGUUGCUUGAGAACAACUAAUAACUUUACCGGCAAUACUGAUCACACAAAUUUAUCCGAGAACUUGGUUCUGUCUAAAAACUGAUUUCCAAUCCUUACUUGUAUGUUACCAGUUGUCAAGGAGAACCUGCAGGCCGCAAUACUUUUUCUGUACUUGAGGACAUCGACUUCUGUGCACGAAGUCUCUGUCUGCUCAUCAGUGGUGCUAAUCUCACCUCAGCAAGUGUUCUUUCCAAAGGGCAGUGGACCUUGCUCUGGUUUCCUGUACAGUGCUGCACAUCACACAAGGCUGCGCUAGUUCAAGUGGUUAAGUGCUCAUCACUUCCUCAGUGUCUUUAACUACCGCUACUGCUUUUGAUUCAAAAAUAAACUAGAUUUUUUCAUGCAGAACUAAGAUUGGAUUUAACUGGCAUUAUCAUUAUUUAAAUGCAGAGUUUAAUGCAGUCUAACAUUGACUAAGGAUUCCAGUGAUAUAAUGUGGUGCUUUAUCUCAGAAAUUUUAUGGAACAGUGGCAGGAAUGGAUGGACAGUUUACCAGACACUGGUGACUUCAGUAUGUUCCCAGAAUAUAUGAGAUAUGUCAAAAGCAAAUAAUUUUUGUAUUUAAAAUUUUUGUACUGAUUUGAAAGAAAUAUCUUAUUAAAUAUCUUUAAAAAUAAGACCAAAAACCAAUUCUGUCUUCAUUCAGAACUAUCAGAAGGAACAUUCAUCCUGCUGAACUCAUUUAUCAGACCACAAGGGCUCUCUGAAACCACUGAUAUAGGGGGGGAAAAUUAAGAGAUACACCCUUUUCUCUAGUUCCCAUCUCCUGGCAAAACAUGCUCUAAGAGAGGGAACACGUCCCAUUUGGUGGGAGGGCACAGCAGGGUCUGUGGGGUACACAAAGAGGGAGGGGCUCCCUCAGGCAGUCCCUGGGGACAGAUACUGCUCAGCAUGAGCCAACAUGGGAGUGCAGCUGAAGAAGGCCGAGGGGCAGCCAAGGAAUCAGCCACAGAGGCUGCUGCUAAGGGCUUGUGUUGCCUGAAAAGGCAGUACUGGCUGCCCAGGAUCAGAGGUGCUGGCUCUCCUGAUGUGGCUUCCCCACCUCACCUCAAAGACAAGCAUUCUGUCCAAGCUGGUGAACUCCUGAACUGUCCUUACUGAAAGCAAUGCACUGAAUACCUACUGUGCUAGAGAAUUGUUAUCCAACUCUCCCUUGGACUCCCUGAAGCCCUCAGCAUCUCAUUUUUACUGCACAAAGGAAAAACAGCUAGCGAAGUACUGCACUCUCAGUAUCUCUCACUUUCUAUCUAAAGCCAUUUUCACUUUCUGAAAAUUUGUAUUGCACACUAUUGUCUUUUUUCUGCAUCUCUUGUUUUAGCAUUCCCCCGCCAGCCCACAGUAAGACAAACAAGAUUCAAAAUACAAUGAAAAAUUCGAAUCACAAGGAUGCUGUUCUUUAUCUUACCCACAAAAAACAUGUCUCAGCUAUGGCUGUACUCAGCCUGGAGUUAGAUCUCUAGCCACAGUACAACUCUGCCCACCUAGGUUCAAAAACUUUCAGCUGUUUGCUCUACAA
Messenger RNA from Onychostruthus taczanowskii (white-rumped snowfinch), 6770 nucleotides. It is a transcript of the gene COL8A1, whose product is annotated as collagen type VIII alpha 1 chain. The transcript is spliced from 2 exons. Gene Ontology annotation, molecular function: protein binding. NCBI's taxonomy places the organism in Eukaryota, Metazoa, Chordata, Aves, Passeriformes, Passeridae. Bases 1961 to 4246 code for a protein of 761 amino acids. The record is from RefSeq and is a predicted model, not a curated record.